AUAAAAAAUUAAAAAAAAAAAAUCGACAAUACCUAGCAGCCAUUGGAGAGCGUAAAAAUUAUUGCGCUUUCAAUUUAAUUUCGAUAUUUCGAUUUAUUUUUAAUGUUAUCAGAACACUGUGCAACGCCCAAGGCGUUCAAUAACUCUCCAGCAUCCACAGCAACGGCCACCUUGACAAAUGCUUCAAGCACUUCAAUAGCGGCCCUCAAACGCAGUUCAAAAGAUGAACAUUUUCUACUCAGCUCAGAGCCUAAAACACAAUUUAACUCUACACAAAACUUUCAUCAUCUAUCGUCUGUGGCUGCAACUGUUGUUGUUGCAAGCGGCACCAACUCUAUCUAUAGCUCAGCUAAGCCCACAACAACACCAACAACCACAACGCGAAUUACAAAAACCACUAGACCAACAACAGUAUCACAUUUCAAUCGCUAUCCAAUGACUAAACAAUUGUCAACCGCCACAGCGCCACCACCACCACCGCCCUCAAAUCACAAUGGAGUGAAUGUUGUAAACGGUGGGGGUGGUGGUGUAGCCUUCAGCAGUAGUGGCUCAUCUAAUGCAACCGCUGCUGCUGUUCCAGCAGGAGGAGGGGGAGGAGGAGGAGGAGUAGUAGCAUCAACUAUGAUAAAUGGCAACUCUUUUGCGGCAACUUUUUUGCACAACAACAAUUUGACACCCACAAUAAUAUCGCCCACUGCCUCACUGUCACCCACAGCAACGGUGCCGCCAAAUUUGUCAUCCACUGCAACAAAAUCGCCAACAACAAAUGCGCCAUCAAAAACAACAGGCACCAUACCCAAGAAAUGUCUAACGCGUCAAACUUCAGCGACAUCUGCAACAAUGAUGGCCUCGAUGCCAAAUGUUGUGGCAGCAACAGCGACAGCACCAUCACCAUCAACUCUGCCACCUCCAAACAGCACUUUAACAUCAGCUACAACAACAACAACAACGCCAACAGUUAGUUUGACAAACCAUUCAACAUCGCUGGCAAGUCAAACAUCAACUUCAACGCCAUCUGUGGCCAACAUCAAAUCCUGUGAGAGCAGUUCCAAGUUGGCUGCCGCGGAGGCAGCCAAGAAGGCCUCAGCCGCUUCCUCCUCAUCAUCCUCGUCCAAUGAUGCCAAUGGUCGUUCGGCGGCAUUAGAACGCGCCUAUGUCCAUGAUGUCUAUGAGCAUUGUGAAGAGCCCACGGGUUCACUGCGUCCCCGAGUGGCUCAAUUCCUUAGUAAUCUUGAGGCUGGCUCUGUGGUGUGCGAUGUUGGUUGUGGCAGUGGCCGUUACCUGACCCAAUGCAAUCCCUCAAUAUGCACUGUGGGUGUAGAUCGCUGCUAUCGUCUGAGUCGUGUGGCCAAAGAAAAGGGAGGAGAGGUUGCUCUUUGUGAUAAUCUCGAGUUACCCUUUCGAGACGAAUCGUUUGAUGCGGUACUCUCCAUAGCGGUGGUACAUCACUUUGCCACCACAGAACGAAGAGUGAAUGCUCUGAGAGAAUUGGCUCGUAUCCUAAGAAUUGGUGGUCGAGUUGUGAUUACCGUAUGGGCCUUGGAACAACGUCAUAGACGCUUUGAAUCACAAGAUGUUCUAAUACCAUGGCAACCACCUAAAAAUCGUAAUUUUAAUUAUUCCGAUGAAGAAGACGAUGAAGACUAUUUACCACCCUAUCAUGCCUAUACAGAGGAUUCAACGAAUUCAAGUCGAUCAGCGGGAGAUGGGGAUAGUUCGAGUUUGUCUUCAUCGUCACCGGGUGAAUCGUGUUACAGUUUUGUGAGGAGAGCAAUACAGAAAUUAGCAGGUGGCCGCAAACAUGCCUGGUUCCUUGAGUCCUGGACAUCCAAAGAUACCAAAAACGACAGCAGCAUGGACUACGAAGAUGCCAAGGACUUACCCAUCGAAUUAAGACGUUUAGAAGACUUUGAGGAUUUUACUGAUCCACCACUAUCGGCGGGUCUAAAAUCACGCAGUCUGGGUAGUAUACUCAAUCCACCACCACGACAAAUUGUACGCUCACGCUCAAGUGUACCCAGUUUAGGUGGUCCACUAGUUCAUGUCGACAAUGGCGGCACAAAUGGUAAAAAUCUACAAUUUCUCGAUGCUCCUACUCACAGCUACUCUGGGGCGGCGAAAAAUGGUAACUCCUCUUCGACGCCGUCUAGCCAUUCCAAUGGCCAUUCACCCACAAAUCAUCCGGCCGCUACCAGUUCCUCAUCUCCCAGUUCGUUUAUGUCACCCUCAAGCCUAAGUCGCCGUCCCAAGCUCAUCAAACAAAAACAAUCGCUGUGUGAUGAAGACUAUCAACUGCCAGAUGCCCCUUUCCACAUGCUGAGCCAUUACAACAUGAACACGAAUGGCGUGAGUAGUGCUCUCUUCACCCGAAGUUCCAGUGCUACCACCUCCACGCAGCAGAGCCACUUGACCACUCGCCAAAUGAGAAAACAAAGUUCUCUCAACGAAGAGCUCAUGGCUGGCAAUCGCAUAAGGGAAAAGGAGCGAGUACGCAAGAGAAUCCAGAAGCAAAUGUCUCUCAACGAGGCCUUUCUGUGCCGUUCGGCACUUUUCUCGCGCAGACUUCAGGUGAUUCGCGAGGGUUUUACGAGUAAAAUCAAAAGUUCCACUGGCAGUUUGGAACGAGUCACCAAAACGGGUAUUACCAAAAUCAUGCAAAAUCUCAAGACCACCAAUGAGGAGAAGUCCCCCAGCAAUGUGGGCCCCAAUGUGGUGAAGGCCUCCAAGGCUGCCAUGUGCACACAUGAACAUCAUCACCACCAUCAUCAUCACUAUCAGCAGCAGCAGCAGCAACAACAACAACAACAAAACUCUCCCUUAGUUAGCAAUUUCCAGACGCAUCUGCACCAUCUGCUGCAUCGUCAGAACACCACUCCCACUUCAGCAGCAACAACGACCAACAAAUUCGCUGGGCCCGUGACCAUAUGUAAAAAUCUGGAAUGUGCAGCCACAGCCUGCUAUUGCCAAACUUAUCAUCAGGGCUGCAGCCAAUGCAAUGCGGAGAGCAGUGAAGAGAAGGCACGCAGGCAUUCGCGGGAGUCCGGCUCAGAUUCCUCCAAGGACAGUAGUCUGCAGUCCGAUACAAGCAUAGAGUCCGAGGAUAGUUUUGCUUCCGUUAUCUUCAUACCAAAGCCAGAACAGCAUCAGCAGCAGCUGAACUAUCAGAAGCAACAUCAGAAUUCCAAUUCCAGCUCAAGUAAUUCCUCAUCCAGCAAUGGGGGUGGGGGCGGUGGCUGUCAUGUCCACAAGACCUGCUGUCAGAGUCGUUGCGUAUCCUCAUCCUCGACCCUGGGGGGUGCAGGCGGUCAAUGCUGUAAACUGGAUAUGAAUGGUCAUCGAAUUUCAUCAGUGCCAACCUCACCGCUAAUAAUGCCCUGCCCUCCCACACCCGCCCACUCACCAGCUGCUGCUCAGACUCAGGUCACCUCGCCACCGCAAUCAGUGCCAGCCGUUAUAGCGGCCAUGGCCAUGUUUACACCACCACUGAAAAGUGCUCUCCAGCUGGAGCGGGCACAUAGUGUUGCAAGUGAUGCCAGUGAUGAGAAAACGAACUUAAAUGGCAUCAAUAAGACCAGAUUUAAUUUUGAUGAGGCCCACAUCAAGCAACAGGAAACCAAGGACUUGAUGCAACAGCAGCUGCAACAGCAGACUCAAAAAUCUGAAACACAAUUGGUGGUAAGGCCAGCAGAACGUGCCCAGGAGAUGAAGGAGAAUAGCAGGCAACCCCUAGCCACCAAUUCCCUGGAGCCUAAAAUAACACGGCAGACCAUAAAAGAUUUGCCACCCAUACCGAAAUUUCGCAAACAACAGUCUUUGCAAAUUAGUCGGCAAAAUUUUCCCAUUGUGCGAAGAACCACAACUGCGACCGGGGGUUCCGCUAUUGCUGCCAUACCCAAGCUUAUGUCUUUGGAGUUAUUCAACCCGGCCACCGAUGAUUUGGACAGUGACUCCAGUGAGCCCUCGUCCCCCGAUUCGGUGGACAGUGUCAUAAGUGCCCCACGUUCCAAUGCCUUGACCGCUGCGCCCAGUUUAGAUCAAACAAAAGACCUAAGUCCCACGGCCUCCGAAAAGUGUUCAGAUGCCACCGCUCAAAAUCAAAAUGAUACCCCCGCAGAGAAAGCCAAGUCCCUAGGUGCUGCCCAAGACAUCAUAGUCAACGAUGAUGCCGGCGAUAUAGUGCCCACCAAAUACGGUGGCCAGCAGACCAAUCCUCCUCAGGAUUGUGCCGAAUUUGCCGAAAAGCUUAGUGCUCAACUUAUGCGGGAAUUGGAAGAGAAGACCCACAAGGCUGAGGCCAAAUCGCGCAGUCUGGAAAGCAUGAACGAUGAUCUGUUUGAUGAUCCCUUUGCCCCCCAGCCCACAAGAAAGCGAAACGGGGAAAAGGAUUUGGCUGCCCUGCGCGAUGAACUGCGCGAACGACGCCUAAUGUUGGCCAAUCUUUCCACUCAGCCCAGUUUGAAUCAAUCGCCCAACUCCUCCUCCACGUCUUCGCUGUCCUCACAAACCCGCAGCUUUACCAUACACGAAGAGGACGAAGAGGAAGACGAAGAGGAGCAUGAGCGCAGCUAUUCCCUGCAACUCUAUGAGAAUUGCAAAAUCUCCAAACUGAACUAUAAGCGCCAUCUGCAGAGCAACAAUCUUCAUCCUGAAACCACAUAUCUUUUGCAGGAUGAGGAUUCAUCCUUCAAGGAUGAGGAGGAGGAGAAUGAGUUUGAAGAAAUCGAACAUGAUGUCAUACCCGAAGAGGAUGAGGAUGAUGAAGAUGAGGCCAGCCAGGACAAUGACCGUUCGUCCUCCAAAACCAAGGACAACACUCUCAAAUGUGAUUCUCUCGAUGACAAAGAAGACGAAACGAAAAAGAGUUCCGGCGAAGAGACCACUUUGCAAAAUCGCAAUCAAUCCACCGAAUCGUGGGAGCAUUCGAACAGUUCGACCACAUCACUUGAUAGCCCAUCACAAGGUGGCGCCACUACACACCAUCGCUACUAUCACGUCUUUCGUGAGGGCGAACUUGAUGCAUUGAUCAAUCAUCAUGUCGCCAGCUUGCAUAUUGUCUCGUCCUAUUAUGAACGAGCCAGUUGGUGUGUGGUCGCAGAAAAAGUGCAAGUAUGGACAAUUUGAGUGGUUGGUUGGAUAGAGUACUAUUAUUAUUAACACUAAACAGAGUUGGUGGAUGUGUGUGUGUGUGAACUCGGCAUUUGGUACUUUUAAUUAUCAUAAAUAAUACAAAAUAUAAUACGAAAAACUCAAAACAAAUC
Molecule: messenger RNA, 5258 nt
Organism: Stomoxys calcitrans (stable fly)
Lineage: Eukaryota; Metazoa; Arthropoda; Insecta; Diptera; Muscidae
Gene: fid
Exons: 4
Coding region: 103-5121 (1672 amino acids)
Biological process (GO): tRNA wobble uridine modification
Cellular component (GO): cytoplasm; nucleus
Molecular function (GO): S-adenosylmethionine-dependent methyltransferase activity; tRNA binding
Source: RefSeq, a predicted model, not a curated record